AUGGCUGCUGCAGGUAACGUCUUUCCUACAACCCCCCAGAUCCUCUCGCAUACGCCAUCUCACACACACCAAUUCAUGGAAGAAACCUCAACAGCAGCAGUACGCAAGUUCCGCCCCGUAGUAAUAUCAGGACCGUCCGGCACGGGCAAAUCAACUCUGAUAAAAAGACUCUUCGCUGAUUACCCAGACACAUUUGCCCUUUCAGUUUCUCAUACAACCCGCUCCCCACGCCCCGGCGAACAAGAUGGCCGCGAAUACUACUUCACAACAAAAGAUGCCUUCAAAUCCCUCAUCGACGAAAGGGGCUUUAUAGAAUGGGCCCAGUUCAGCGGGAACUACUACGGCACCAGCACCAAGGCCGUAAAAGAUGUAGCGGAGAAAAAGCGCAUUUGCGUCCUGGAUAUUGAGAUGGAGGGCGUCAAACAAGUAAAACGCACAGAUCUCAACGCGCGCUUCCUCUUCGUCGCGCCGCCCUCACUCAAGGUGCUGGAGCAGCGCCUCCGUGGCCGCGGGACGGAGACGGAGGAGAUAAUAUCAGGACCGUCCGGCACGGGCAAAUCAACUCUGAUAAAAAGACUCUUCGCUGAUUACCCAGACACAUUUGCCCUUUCAGUUUCUCAUACAACCCGCUCCCCACGCCCCGGCGAACAAGAUGGCCGCGAAUACUACUUCACAACAAAAGAUGCCUUCAAAUCCCUCAUCGACGAAAGGGGCUUUAUAGAAUGGGCCCAGUUCAGCGGGAACUACUACGGCACCAGCACCAAGGCCGUAAAAGAUGUAGCGGAGAAAAAGCGCAUUUGCGUCCUGGAUAUUGAGAUGGAGGGCGUCAAACAAGUAAAACGCACAGAUCUCAACGCGCGCUUCCUCUUCGUCGCGCCGCCCUCACUCAAGGUGCUGGAGCAGCGCCUCCGUGGCCGCGGGACGGAGACGGAGGAGAGUCUGCAGGCGCGCCUGGAGCAGGCGCGGAAGGAGCUGGAGUUCGCGAAAGAGCCGGGCGUUCAUGAUUUGGUAAUUGUUAAUGAUGAGUUGGAGGCCGCAUAUGGGGUGUUGAGGGAGUGGGUGGUUGAUGGGGGGAGGUUUGGGGAUGGGGAUUGA
Messenger RNA from Paracoccidioides brasiliensis Pb18, 1095 nucleotides. RefSeq names its product guanylate kinase. Gene Ontology annotation, molecular function: GMP kinase activity. Bases 1 to 1095 code for a protein of 364 amino acids. Gene Ontology annotation, biological process: purine nucleotide metabolic process. Gene Ontology annotation, cellular component: cytosol. The record is from RefSeq and is a predicted model, not a curated record. The transcript is spliced from 6 exons.